Messenger RNA from Penicillium alfredii, 714 nucleotides. Its product is annotated as RTA1 domain-containing protein. Gene Ontology annotation, cellular component: plasma membrane; fungal-type vacuole. The transcript has a single exon. Lineage: Eukaryota; Fungi; Ascomycota; Eurotiomycetes; Eurotiales; Aspergillaceae. The record is from RefSeq and is a predicted model, not a curated record. The coding region runs from base 1 to 714 and encodes 237 amino acids.
AUGUCAUUCCAAUGCACAGAAAUCAGCCCAAGCUGCCCAAUCGAAGCAACCGUCUACGGCUACUAUCCCAACCUCGGCGCCAACUCCUUCUUCGCCGUCUACUUCGGCGUGGCAGGAUUAUCCCAGAGCAUCUUGGGCAUCUACUUCCGAACAUGGACAUUUCUCACUGCACUGGGGAUAGGAACAUUCAUGGAAAUGACCGGAUACAUAGGCCGAAUACUGAUGCACGCCAACCCUUGGUCGACAGCAGCGUUCCGACUCCAGAUCUUCUGCCUGAUCUUAGCACCGACGUUCAUCGCCGCCGGCAUCUAUCUAACACUCAAACACAUCAUCAUCCACGUGGGGCCGCAGUACUCGCGGCUCAACCCCCGACUCUUCACGUGGACUUUCAUCGGCUGCGACGCCGGCUCGAUUGUGUUGCAGGCUGUGGGUGGUGGCGUGGUGAAUUCGGCUGGGAGCGAUGUGGCGCGGAUGGAUGCCGGAAACGAUAUCAUCAUCGCGGGUAUUUCGUUUCAGGUGGCCACGAUGGCCAUAUGUGGAAUCUUAGCUGUGGAUUUCAUCGUGGCAGCAUGGAAGAGUGAGCCGAGUCGAGAGAAGAAUCAUAAUAUCGAGUCCUUUAUGAGCGUGAACAAAUACUCCCGGGCCAUGUGGUGGAUCUUCGGGGCCGAGAUACUGGCCUAUACUACCGUCUUGAUUCGAUGCAUAUACCGGUAG